Messenger RNA from Hemicordylus capensis (graceful crag lizard), 4653 nucleotides. RefSeq names its product importin 9 (gene IPO9). NCBI's taxonomy places the organism in Eukaryota, Metazoa, Chordata, Lepidosauria, Squamata, Cordylidae. Gene Ontology annotation, molecular function: small GTPase binding. The record is from RefSeq and is a predicted model, not a curated record. Gene Ontology annotation, cellular component: nuclear envelope; cytosol. Gene Ontology annotation, biological process: protein import into nucleus. The transcript has 24 exons. Bases 181 to 3294 code for a protein of 1037 amino acids.
UGAGUCUUGGAGGCACCCCUCUCUGAGCUCGGGCACGUCGUUGGGUGCGCGUUUGGCGCGCGGUGGCGGCAGGAGCCGCGGCCCUUAGCCUGCCUGGUGCCGCCUUUCCCUCGCUCUUCCCCGGAGCUUCUUCGUCUCUUCCUCCGGAUCCGGGCAGCGCUGCCGGGAGGGCGCAGCGGGAUGUCGGGAGCGGUGACAGGCGGGGGCCCAGGGCCCGUGGCUCAGGGGCUCAAGGAGGCGCUGGUGGAGACUCUGAACGGGAUCCUGUGCCCGGUGCAGGGGGUGCGCGCUGCCGCCGAAGAGCAGGUGAAGGUGCUGGAGGUGACCGAGGAAUUUGGUGUUCAUUUGGCAGAAUUGACUGUAGAUCCCCAAGGAGCACUAGCCAUUCGUCAGUUGGCAUCUGUGAUUUUGAAACAAUAUGUGGAAACUCACUGGUGUUCCCAGUCAGACAAGUUCAGACCUCCUGAGACUACAGAAAGGGCAAAAGCUGCCAUUCGGGAACUGCUUCCCAAUGGAUUGAGAGAGUCUAUUAGCAAAGUGCGCUCAAGUGUUGCCUAUGCAGUUUCAGCAAUAGCUCAUUGGGACUGGCCUGAAGCUUGGCCUGAGCUCUUCAAUCUAUUGAUGGAAAUGCUGGUUAGUGGGGACCUGAAUGCAGUUCAUGGAGCUAUGCGAGUGCUUACAGAGUUCACUCGGGAGGUGACAGACACACAGAUGCCCCUUGUUGCUCCUGUUAUUCUUCCUGAGAUGUACAAGAUUUUUACAAUGGCAGAGGUAUAUGGUAUUCGUACACGGUCGCGUGCUGUUGAAAUCUUUACCACUUGUGCCCAUAUGAUCUGUAACAUGGAGGUAUUGGAAAAGGGGGCAGCCAAAGUUCUCAUUUUCCCUGUGGUACAGCAGUUCACUGAAGCCUUUGUUCAGGCCCUGCAAAUGCCUGAUGGUCCUACAUCAGACAGUGGACUUAAAAUGGAGGUUUUAAAGGCAGUGACAGCACUAGUGAAGAACUACCCAAGACACAUGAUUUCAUCCAUGCAACAGAUCCUGCCCAUUGUUUGGAAUACCCUCACAGAAAGUGCAGCCUUCUAUGUGAGAACCGAAGUAAAUUACACAGAAGAAGUAGAGGACCCAGUGGAUUCUGAUGGUGAAGUUUUGGGUUUUGAAAACCUGGUGUUCAGCAUUUUUGAGUUUGUUCAUGCUCUGUUGGAAAAUCAUAAAUUUAAAAGCACAGUGAAGAAAGCUUUGCCAGAGUUAAUAUAUUACAUCAUUCUCUAUAUGCAGAUCACCGAGGAACAGAUAAAAGUCUGGACUGGAAACCCUCAACAAUUUGUUGAAGAUGAAGAUGAUGAUACAUUUUCCUACACAGUUAGAAUAGCUGCACAGGACUUAUUGCUGGCUGUGGCAGCUGAUUUCCAGAAUGAGAGUGCAACAGCUUUGGCUGCGGCAGCUACAAGACAUUUGCAGGAAGCUGAGCAAGCUAAAAAUGGUGGUGCUGAGCACUGGUGGAAGAUACAUGAAGCUUGCAUGCUGGCUUUAGGUUCAGUCAAAUCUCUUAUGACAGACAGUGUGAAGAAUGGCAGAAUACACUUUGACAUGCAUGGAUUCCUAACAAAUGUUGUUCUUGCAGACCUCAACCUAUCAGUGUCUCCUUUUCUGCUUGGUCGUGCUCUUUGGGCUGCUAGUCGCUUUACAGUUGCAAUGUCACCAGAGCUCAUCCAGCAGUUCCUACAAGCCACAGUCAGUGGUCUUCAUGAAACCCAACCGCCUUCUGUGCGAAUUUCUGCAGUAAGGGCUAUUUGGGGGUACUGUGACCAACUGAAAAUCUCUGAAAGCACACAUGUCUUACAACCUUUCCUUCCCAGUAUCCUUGAUGGAUUAAUCCACUUAGCAGCUCAGUUUAGUUCAGAAGUUCUCAAUCUUGUGAUGGAAACACUUUGCAUUGUCUGCACAGUAGCUCCAGCCUUUACAGCAAGUGUAGAGAACAAGAUUUGUCCCUUCACCAUUGCAAUUUUUCUCAAAUAUAGUAAUGAUCCUGUUGUUGCCUCUCUUGCCCAAGAUAUCUUCAAGGAACUAGCACAAAUAGAAGCCUGCCAAGAUGCAAUGCAGAUGAGAUUAAUCCCAACUCUUGUCAGUAUCAUGCAGGCUCCUCCUGAUAAGAUUCCAGCAGGGCUUUGUGCAACUUCGAUAGACAUAUUGACAACAGUAGUGAGAAAUACUAAACCUCCCCUCUCAGAGCUCUUAAUCUGCCAAGGCUUUCCUGCUGUUGCUCAGUGUAGCCUGCACACAGAUGACCAUGCUACCAUGCAGAAUGGUGGCGAGUGUCUACGUGCAUAUAUCUCGGUAGCACUGGAACAAAUUGCACAGUGGCAUGAUGAGCAAGGCCACAAUGGACUGUGGUACGUGAUGCAGGUGGUGAGCCAGCUUCUAGAUCCACGCACCUCAGAAUUCACAGCUGCCUUUGUAGGCAGAUUAGUUUCCACAUUGAUUUCCAAAGCAGGGAGUGAAUUGGGAGAAAAUCUCGACCAGAUUCUGAGAGCAAUUCUUAGUAAAAUGCAACAAGCAGCAACACUCACUGUCAUGCAGUCUCUGAUCAUGGUGUUUGCUCACCUGGUUCAUUCCCAGUUGGAACCCCUGCUAGAAUUUCUUUGUAGUCUACCUGGGCCAACAGGCAAGCCUGCUCUAGAGUUUGUAAUGUCAGAGUGGAUGUGUCGACAACACUUAUUCUAUGGACAGUAUGAAGGCAAGGUCAGCUCGGUAGCUCUGUGUAAACUCCUCCAGUAUGGUAUCAACACGGAUGACAAGCGUCUUCAGGAUAUUAGGGUAAAAGGGGAAGAAAUAUUUAAUAUGGAAGAGGGAAUACGCACAAGAUCAAAAGCAGCCAAAAAUCCUGAACGGUGGACAAACAUUCCUUUGUUAGUUAAAAUUUUAAAGUUGAUAAUAAAUGAACUUUCUAAUGCAAUGGAGGCAAAUGCUUCUCGCCAAACUGCUGCAGACUGGAGUCAAGAGGAGUCCAAUGAUAUGUGGGAGGAUCAGGAAGAUGAAGAAGAGGAAGAAGAGGAUGAAGGGUUAACAGGCCAGCUAUUGUCAGAUAUUCUUGCCACAAACAAAUAUGAUGAUGAUUAUUAUGAAGAUGAUGAUGAGGAUGAUCCAGAUGCACUUAAGGAUCCUCUCUAUCAGAUAGACCUACAGGCUUAUCUCACAAAUUUCUUGUGUCAGUUUGCACAGCAGCCUUGCUAUGCAGUGUUCUCAGACCAUCUGAAUGAGAAUGAGAGAAGAGUGCUUCAAGCCAUUGGCAUAUAAAUCCAGAGCAUUGUGGUCAUAUUUGAACAAUUUUUUUAAUUUUAUUUCAUGUUUUGUGACUUAAACAUGGAACCUCUACCAUUAUUCACAAGAUACUACAGAUAUUAUCUUAAUUUUGAAGUACUGUUCCUUAUCAUGAUAUGGGUUAAGAGGAGGAUUGUCAAACGCAAUGAAAGACAGAUGUGCAUAGUUUUGCAUACUGGAUUCGCCCAAGGGAAACACUGUAUUCUUCAGAUCAGCCUUCCAAGAUCAUCUAAAAUAAUGUGCCCUGAAGCCAAGUUUCUCUUAUUCAUUGAAAAGGCACUUCACUGACUUUUCACAGCACAGUUUAAUAGACUGAGGAAGGCAUUGUAGUUGUCUGUAGUUGGUUUGGAUGUGUAUAGAAACUGGGGAGUUUGUCCCACUUCGCGCUUGUAUUACACAGGGUAAAUUAUCUUGAUCUUACUAUAGGACAUCCUUUUAUAGAACUAUAGAAAUUUCUAAAGAGACACUUGAACGCAGUGGAAUCCGCUAACAAAACAAGAAUUUGGAUUAAAACCUGAAAAAUAAAAUUAACUUUCCAUUCAUUGAUGAAGAUAAAUCGCUUCCAUCUGGGCUUCAUCAUUUUUCCCAGUUCUUUACGAAAGCUAUCAAGCCACCCAUACUGAACAGACUUACUCCUUAAAACUCAGUUCCUGUGGUUACUGAUGACUUUGAUUUUGCAACCAAACUUUUUUAUACAAAAUUCUGAUUGUAUUUAACUUGUCUAUUUACUUCAUUAAUACAGCUCUCAAAUAGUUUUGCUUCCUUCACCCACAAGAAUUAUACAAAAUGGUUAAGAUGUAGUCCGCAAAUUAGUUUGUGUAUUUUUAUAGGGCAGUAAAAUUAACUUUUACUGACUAAUAAAUAAAUUACUUGUAAUUCUGCAAGUAAUUACAAUGUGAUGCAUCUCACAACACCUCUUUGCCUUUUUCCUCCCUUUUGGGGAAAAUCAAAAUAAAACUGUUGAAAUAUAUGUUGGUAUCUUUCUUUUUAAAAGAUUUGGAGAAGAAAAUUGUAUCCUUUUGUCACUUAAAGGCUAUUUGUAGAAAAACAAAUCCUCCUUUCUAAUUGCUAUCAGCAUACUCUAUCUUUUUCUCUUUAAUAGUCAUUGUGGAUUGAGGAGGGUUUACGUCUUCUAUUUGUUCUUUUUAUGCAGGAUGAACACCUCUAGGUUUGAACAGCUACUUCCUUGAAUAAUGUGCUUUAAAUCAAGCUGAGGUCUUAAUUAUUAAUCAUCUACAACAUUAACUUCUCUAUGUUGGUUCCAUAUUUGUUUAAAGUGUGGAAGCAGCAGUUCUAAGAAUCAAACUACUUUUCAAUAAAUGACUUUUGACAGAG